UCCGCGAGGCUCCCGGGACCGGAAGUGGAGGCGAACGGUCGCGGGAAGUGCCUGGCCUUCCUCAACGCCCGGCAGUUUUUGCGGUCGCCACCACUCUCGGCCACUGCCGAGGCUUCCCGCAGCCGUCAUGUCCGCCAGUGCCGUUUACGUGUUGGACCUGAAAGGCAAGGUGCUCAUCUGCCGGAACUACCGAGGUGACGUGGACAUGUCGGAAGUGGAGCACUUCAUGCCCAUCUUGAUGGAGAAGGAGGAGGAGGGGAUGCUGUCGCCCAUCCUGGCCCACGGGGGUGUCCGAUUCAUGUGGAUCAAGCACAACAACCUGUAUUUGGUCGCCACCUCUAAGAAGAACGCGUGUGUGUCACUGGUAUUCUCUUUCCUCUAUAAGGUGGUGCAGGUGUUUUCAGAGUACUUCAAGGAGCUGGAGGAGGAGAGCAUCCGAGACAACUUUGUCAUCAUCUAUGAGCUGCUGGAUGAGCUCAUGGACUUCGGCUACCCCCAGACCACAGACAGCAAGAUUCUGCAGGAGUACAUCACUCAGGAAGGCCACAAGCUGGAAACAGGGGCCCCACGGCCCCCAGCCACUGUCACCAACGCAGUGUCCUGGCGGUCCGAGGGCAUCAAGUACCGGAAGAACGAGGUGUUCUUGGAUGUCAUCGAGUCUGUCAACCUUUUGGUCAGUGCCAAUGGCAAUGUCCUGCGCAGUGAGAUCGUGGGUUCCAUCAAGAUGCGGGUGUUCCUCUCGGGCAUGCCCGAGCUGCGUCUGGGCCUCAACGACAAGGUCCUCUUCGACAACACGGGCCGCGGCAAAAGCAAGUCAGUGGAGCUGGAGGACGUGAAGUUCCACCAGUGCGUGCGGCUCUCCCGCUUCGAGAACGACCGCACCAUCUCCUUCAUCCCGCCCGAUGGCGAGUUCGAGCUCAUGUCCUACCGUCUCAACACCCACGUCAAGCCCUUGAUUUGGAUUGAGUCAGUGAUCGAAAAGCAUUCCCACAGCCGCAUUGAGUACAUGGUCAAGGCCAAGAGCCAAUUCAAGCGGCGGUCAACAGCCAACAACGUGGAGAUCCACAUCCCUGUGCCCAAUGAUGCCGACUCGCCCAAGUUCAAGACAACAGUGGGGAGUGUCAAGUGGGUCCCUGAAAACAGCGAGAUUGUGUGGUCCAUCAAGUCCUUCCCAGGCGGCAAGGAGUACCUCAUGCGGGCCCACUUUGGCCUGCCCAGUGUGGAGGCUGAGGACAAGGAGGGCAAGCCUCCAAUCAGUGUCAAGUUCGAGAUCCCCUACUUCACUACCUCUGGCAUCCAGGUGCGCUACCUGAAGAUCAUUGAAAAGAGUGGCUACCAGGCCCUGCCGUGGGUCCGAUACAUCACUCAGAAUGGAGAUUACCAGCUCCGGACCCAGUGAGGGCUCAGUGCCCCACCCUGGUGCAGGAGCGCCUGGCGGAAGCAUUGGACGGCCUGUCAAGCCCACCGGAAGGAGGACACCCUGACACUGGCCACAGCCCCUGCUCUGCCAGGAGACCCCUCCCUUCUCCAGGCACACCUUCUCUGCCCUCACCACUCUUGUCUUCAAAGCCCCUUCUCCCAGAACAGGCUCGUCUUCCAGAUGUCCCGUCUCCUUGCCCCCAGUUGGUGUGGGGCAAGGAGGCGUCACCUCCCCGCACCAGAGGUCUCGUGCACCCUCCAGGCCGCUCAGUCCCAGGUGCCACAAAGGUCGGGAACUCUCGCCGGGUGCUGCCCUUGUGCCGACUGUGUGCUUCUGAGUCUCUGGCGCUUUGUCUUCUUCCUUCGUUGCUGUUUACGUGAACCCUGCUGUCCGCUCUCACUCCUUGUCCUGAAGCUCCAGGCGGCACUGAGUGAGGGUGGGACCCCCCUCCUCGGCCCCCUUCCACAGUGGGGGCAUCCUCCACUUGGGGAAGAACCCCAGCACUUUGGCCCCUUGGGGGCUCCUGGCCUGGACCCACAAGCUUCGGUGAGGCACCUCCCCAGGGCCAGCCUGUGCCACACACUGCUGCCACUCAGCCACACCAGUGUUUGUCCCCCCUCGGUGGGUGCAGCGAGGGCCGCUGGCCUCAGAGGGCACAGGUCAUCGCAUCUGUGCUUGGUCACCCCUGCCCCGUCUGCGUUUGUGUAAUAAUUAGAUUAAAUUUCAUUAAUUAAACCCUC
Artibeus jamaicensis (Jamaican fruit-eating bat) is the source of this 2160-nucleotide messenger RNA. It is a transcript of the gene AP1M1, whose product is annotated as adaptor related protein complex 1 subunit mu 1. Gene Ontology annotation, biological process: intracellular protein transport; vesicle-mediated transport. Gene Ontology annotation, molecular function: clathrin-cargo adaptor activity. The transcript is spliced from 12 exons. Gene Ontology annotation, cellular component: clathrin-coated vesicle; clathrin adaptor complex. NCBI's taxonomy places the organism in Eukaryota, Metazoa, Chordata, Mammalia, Chiroptera, Phyllostomidae. The record is from RefSeq and is a predicted model, not a curated record. The coding region runs from base 128 to 1399 and encodes 423 amino acids.